UAAACCUAGAAAUCUGCUACAAGUAGGACCCACGUAAAAAAAAUAAAAAGAUUAAGUUAUAAGAAUUAAGAAGAUAUCAAGAAAUCUUUCAGAACUGAAAGUGAAGCAAACUGCAAUCUAUCCAAUAUGCAAAAAACACGAGUUGACUCAGCUUCUGCAACUCGCUCUGAGCUUCAGACAACAACAAGGUCAACGCAAUGGCUUUUCAUAGUAUCCUUUCUCCUCCUUCUUCCGGUGGUUCUAGCUGCGCUUCUUUUCCGCCUCGAACCGUUCGAUCCGGUUCAUUUCCCGGCCCAUGAGAUAACCCGGCUCAACUUGGCCGGCACGGUUGCCCGCAACGAUAACAUGCGACGAGGCUCGGAGGUUGUCGGAAACGGACGCGUGGCGGGGCCGGAAGACCUUGUUUAUGAUGCGGAGGCGCGCGUGGUUUACACGAGUUGUGAAGAUGGUUGGAUCAAGCGAGUGAGUUUAAGUAAUGACUCGGUGGAAGAUUGGGUCAACACGGGUGGAAGGCCUCUUGGUUUAGCUUUUGACCAUCAUGCCUCACUCAUUGUUGCUGAUGCCUAUAAGGGAUUGGUGAGGGUGAGAAUGGAUAAGAAGGUAGAGGUUGUAACAGAUGAAGUUGAUGGAUUGAAAUUCAAAUUAACGGAUGGUGUUGAUGUGGCAAAAGAUGGAAUUAUUUACUUCACAGAUGCUACUUACAAAUACUCUUUAAAGGACCACUUCUUAGACUUGUUGGAGGGUAAGCCUCAUGGUAGAUUCAUGAGUUAUGAUCCAACAACAAACCAAACAAAAGUGAUUGCUCAUAAUCUCUACUUUCCCAAUGGUGUUGCUGUCUCACCAGAUCAACAAUUUGUCAUCUUCUGUGAAAGUUUUCUGAUGAAGUGCAAGAAAUAUUACAUACAAGGCCCUAAGAAAGGUACUAUUGACAAGUUUUGUGACCUACCUGGUGCUCCUGAUAAUAUUCAUUAUGAUGGACAAGGAAACUAUUGGAUUGGAAUAGCCACGGAAUUUACAGCUCAAAUGGAAUUAGCAUACAAAUACCCUUUCAUUCGGAAGGCUGUGAUGAUGUUUUCAAAGUAUAUAAUGAAUCCAAGUUUUGCGAAGAAUGGAGGAGUUAUAGCUGUUGACUUGGAAGGAAACCCAAUUGCUCACUAUUAUGAUCCCAAAUUAUCAUUAACAAGUGGAAUUAAAAUUGCAAUAGAAAACAACAACAAUAAUAAUGAUGAGCUUAAUGCACUGCUCAAGUUCAAGGAAGCUAUAUCCAAUGACCCUCAUAAAAUCUUAUCCUCUUGGAAUAGCUCCAACCAUUUUUGCAAUUGGCAUGGAAUCACAUGUAGCAAAAGAGAGCAAAGAGUUUUGGAGUUGAACUUAGAAGGAUAUCAAUUGCAAGGGUUCAUGUCACCCCAUAUUGGCAAUCUCUCUUCUUUACAAACUCUCAACCUUCAAAACAAUAAUUUCUAUGGCAAAAUCCCGCCGGAACUUGGUCAUCUGUCUAGGCUGCGACUACUCUUUCUCGCCAAUAACUCGCUGGCCGGAGAAAUUCCAACCAACUUAACAAGUUGUUUGGAACUUAGGCGUAUAUAUUUACAAGGGAACAAUCUUAGUGGAAAAAUACCAAUGGAGAUUGGUUCUCUUAAAGAACUUCAAUGGUUAUGGUUGGCCAAGAAUCAUUUAUCAGGGAAGAUACCAUAUUCCAUAUGGAAUCUUUCAUCCCUUGUUGUUCUUUCUCUUUCAUAUAACAACUUGGAGGGAAAGAUACCACAAAACAUUGGCAACUUGAAACAUUUGCAAAUUCUUGGUAUGGUUUCCAACAAAUUAUGUGGUAUGCUUCCUUAUUCUCUUUACAAUGUGUCAUCUCUUACUUACAUCUCGGCCGCGAACAACCACUUUAACGGCUCUCUUCCGGCCGACAUGUUCUUCUCCCUCCCUAGGCUCCAACUUUUUGAAAUCGGAAGCAACCAAAUGUCAGGUUCAAUCCCUGUUUCAAUCACCAAUGCAACCUCUCUUAGAAGAUUUGAUGUCACUAAUAAUAGUUUUUUAGGGAAAGUUCCAAGUCUAGCAAAGUUGCAUGAUCUUUGGUGGUUGAAUUUUGGUUCCAACUAUCUAGGAAGUUAUUCACUUAAGGACUCUGAGUUCUUAGAAUCUUUGCAAAAUUGUAGUAAGUUGGAAAUAUUGGACAUAUCCGCCAACAAUUUCGCUGGCCGUUUGCCGGAAAAUAUAGCGAACUUUUCCGACCGGCUCAGAGAAAUAUACCUUAGUGAUAACCUAUUGUUUGGAGAAAUUCCUACCACUUUAGGAAAUCACAUUAAUUUAGAUGUCCUUACCAUGGAACUCAACUUUUUUAUAGGAUCAAUUCCAACAACAUUUGUAAAGUUUCAAACAAUGAAAAGAUUGGAUUUGAGUUAUAACAAAAUCUCAGGACAAAUUCCACCCUUUAUAGGGAAUCUUAGCCAAUUGCUUGAGCUAAGAAUCUCAAACAAUAUGCUAAGAGGAAACAUUCCUCCAAGUAUAGGAAAUUGCAAAAGUUUAGAAAUUCUAGACCUUGCAACUAACAAUCUUAGUGGAGUCAUACCUCCAGAAGUUAUAGGUCUUUCUUCUUUGACAGUCCUACUAAACUUGUACGAAAACUCGUUGACCGGAUACCUUCCGGGACAAGUAAGCCUGUUGAAAUUUAUUCGUCAGUUGGACGUCUCGAAAAAUUAUCUGUCUGGUGAAAUUCCUGAGAAUAUUGGAGAGUUGGUAAACCUCGAGUACCUUAACUUACAAGGUAAUUCAUUCAAUGGAACCAUACCUUCAUCUUUGGCUAUGGUGAAGAGUCUCCAACAUUUAGACCUAUCAAGAAACAACUUGUCUGGAUCGAUUCCAACCGCGCUACAAGAUCUAUCUCUUCUAGAAUACCUAAAUGUUUCUUUCAACAUGUUGGAUGGUGAAGUUCCAAGAAAAGGUGUGUUUGGAAAUUCAACUGCUAUAACACUAUUUGGUAAUGUUAAGCUUUGUGGAGGAAUCUCUGAGCUGAAGUUACCACAAUGCCAUGGUUCAAAACAACCAAGACAUCAUAGUUUCAAGGACAUAGCAGUGAUGAUAGUUUCUAUGGUUGCUUUUCCUGUUCUGUUGUGUUCUAUGUUUGUUGCUUAUAUGAUGAGGAUAAGAAAGAAUGAACCAAUUUCAGAUUCAUCAGCAUUAAAUGACUUAUUUGAAAAGGUGUCGUAUCAAAGACUUCACCAAGCAACUAAUGGUUUCUCAGCUAGCAACUUGAUAGGGUCUGGAAAUUUCGGCUUUGUUUAUAAAGGCAAUCUCGCCUCGACUAACAAAGUUGUCGCUAUAAAGGUCUUAAACCUUCAAAAGAAAGGAGCUCGAGCGAGUUUCAUGGCCGAAUGCAAUGCACUGAAACACAUUAGCCAUCGAAAUUUGGUUAAGAUUCUAACCUGUUGCUCAAGUACAGAUCACAACGGCCGAGAAUUCAAAGCUCUGGUGUUCAAAUACAUGGAAAAUGGAAGCUUGGAUAAAUGGUUGCAUCCAGAUAUUGAAAGAUUAGAAGUGCCACAAACCUUGAUGAGUCUAAACCAAAGAAUAAGGAUUCUAAUUGAUGUUGCUUCAGCAAUAAGUUAUCUUCACUACGAAUGCGCGCAGCCUAUUGUUCAUUGCGAUUUAAAGCCGAGCAAUAUUCUUCUAGAUGAUAACAUGGUUGCUCAUGUUGGUGACUUUGGAUCUGCAAGAUUUCUGUCAAAAAUCAAUGACAAAUCUUAUAAGCAAAAUAUCAUAUCCAGAAUAAAUGGUACUAUUGGUUAUACUCCUCCAGAGUAUGGAUUGAGUUCAGAGGUGUCGAAACAAGGCGACACGUAUAGCUUUGGGAUUCUUGUUUUGGAAAUGUUAACGGGAAGAAGACCUACUGAGGAAACUUUUCAACUUGGUCACAAUCUCCAUAGCUAUGUAAGGAUGGCAUUUCCAGAUAAACUCUUGCAGAUUGUAGAUCCAAUUCUUCUGUCCAUAGAAAUAGAAGGAACAACAGCAAAGAAAUGUUUGUAUUCACUCUUUAGAAUUGGACUUGCUUGUUCUGUGGAGUCACCAAAAGAAAGAAUGAGCAUGGAGUGUGUUAGCAGAGAACUAAACCUUAUAAAGAAUUCCUUAUAAAAGGUCCAAUGCGCUGCGCGCGACUUCAAGCAGUUGGUAGUCUACAAAGAGGAUCUUAGCUUGUGAAUGCUCCAGCAGGACUGAAACCAUGGGUGCGUCGAGGCGCGAAUUCAAGGUGCAGAUAAUGGCUCCAGCCAUUGGGACUGCAAAAUGCAGCUCAUACAUUGCUGGAACAUUAGGUGAUAAUGUUGCAACCUGUUUCAAAAC
This is a messenger RNA of Arachis stenosperma, 4341 nucleotides long. RefSeq names its product protein STRICTOSIDINE SYNTHASE-LIKE 6-like. Gene Ontology annotation, biological process: biosynthetic process; protein phosphorylation. Gene Ontology annotation, molecular function: ATP binding; strictosidine synthase activity; protein kinase activity. The transcript has 8 exons. NCBI's taxonomy places the organism in Eukaryota, Viridiplantae, Streptophyta, Magnoliopsida, Fabales, Fabaceae. The record is from RefSeq and is a predicted model, not a curated record. The coding region runs from base 127 to 4134 and encodes 1335 amino acids.